AUGGCUAAGACUAAGAUUGAUGUAGAUGAGGGCAUUUGGUCUGUCAAGUUCGAUGGUGAGUUGGUCAAGUUUAUUAUUUUUUAUGCUAUGAAAACUUCCACCAUAGGGCAAGUACAUUCUUUGUGCCACAUUGAUGUGUUUGAUUCUCUUAAGCAGGAGCUUAGAACUAUGAGAGCUGUUAAGAAGUGGACGCAAACGGGGAACCCAGACUACCACAUAGAUGGUCGCAUGCAGAGAAAACUCUCCAGCGCAAAGGAAAAUGUGUUCAAUCAACGCAUGGAUGUUGCGGUUAUAUGGGAUGUCUGUGACGACGAUGAGGAUGACUCAGGAGAUUUAAUCCCCCUUGGAGAGCUUGCCACCUUGUCCAUGAUAGAGCCGAUAAGUAUGCCCUUAUGUUCUGAAGAUGAAUCUUCUAACAAGUGCUGUAUGAUGUCCAUAUUUUCUAAGUAUAUUGAAAAAUGCAUGGAGGUUUUUAUGGAUGACUUUACUGUAUAUGGAGACUCGUUUGCUAAUUUUUUAGGACAUAUAGUAUCUGAGCAUGGCGUAGAAGUAGAUCCUGCUAAAAUUGAUGUUAUUGCUAAGCUCCUUUACCCCACAAAUUUGAGGGAGGUUCGUUCAUUUCUUGGUCAUACAGGUUUCUAUCGUAGGUUCAUUAAAGAUUUCAGUAAGAUUGCUCAGCCGAUGACCUCCCCUCUCCAAAAGGACGUGGCCUUUGAUUCUAAUGACGAAUGA
This is a messenger RNA of Benincasa hispida (wax gourd), 732 nucleotides long. Lineage: Eukaryota; Viridiplantae; Streptophyta; Magnoliopsida; Cucurbitales; Cucurbitaceae. The record is from RefSeq and is a predicted model, not a curated record.